Molecule: messenger RNA, 1110 nt
Organism: Fusarium pseudograminearum CS3096
Lineage: Eukaryota; Fungi; Ascomycota; Sordariomycetes; Hypocreales; Nectriaceae
Exons: 4
Coding region: 1-1110 (369 amino acids)
Biological process (GO): intracellular signal transduction
Molecular function (GO): protein serine/threonine kinase activator activity
Source: RefSeq, a predicted model, not a curated record
AUGUCGUUCUUGUUUGGCAGAGCCCGGACACGCACAGUCGCUGAUCUGCCCAAGCAAGCCCGCGAACAUGUCUUGAAGCUUGAGGGACCGCAAGGUCCGUCCAAGGCCGAAGAGCUUGCCCGAGUUCUGAGCCAAAUGAAGACCAUCCUUCAAGGCACUCCUGAGGCCGAUACAUCCCCAGAACAAAUCCUGCAGCUCGUAACUGGACUCAUCGACGAAGACCUCCUCCAUCUUCUCGCGGUCAACCUCUUCCGCUUGCCAUUUGAGUCACGUAAAGAUACGCAGGUGAUCUUCUCCUACGUCUUCCGUUUCCGCCCCGCCACCGCCGCCCCAAAAAGCGAUCCUCUUGCACUGUCGUACGUUGUGUGCAAUCGCCCCCAGGUCCUGGUCGAGCUAUGUCGCGGCUACGAUCACAAGGAGAGUGCUACACCAGCUGGUUCUGUACUGCGAGAGCUGCUAAAGAACGAGGCGGCAGCUGCCAUCAUUCUCUAUGACGACGGAGACGAGCCUGGUUCAAGUUCCAAGGGACUUAACGCCAUUGACCGUGACCGGCCCCAAAGUGGCAGAGGCGUGUUUUGGAGAUUCUUCGACUGGGUAGAUAAGAGCUCCUUCGAGGUGGCAGCCGAUGCUUUUACUACGUUCCGGGAACUCCUAACGCGCCACAAGGAUCUCGUACCAAGGUACUUAUCUGCGAACUUUGAACUUUUCUUCGACAAAUACAACAAUAUCCUGGUCCAGUCAAACAGCUACGUGACCAAACGUCAAUCAAUUAAGCUCCUAGGUGAGAUCCUGCUGGAUCGCUCCAACUAUAGCGUAAUGACUGCUUAUGUUGACCGUGGCGAGCACCUCAAAAUAUGCAUGAACCUCCUGCGCGAUGAUAGGAAAAUGGUCCAGUACGAAGGGUUCCACGUAUUCAAGGUCUUUGUUGCCAACCCGCACAAGUCCAUUGCUGUCCAGAAGAUUCUUCUCAUGAACCGCGAUAAGCUUCUUACUUUCCUUUCCCACUUUCUCGAGGAUCGAACAGACGACGAACAAUUCAUCGACGAGAGAGAAUUCCUGAUCAAGCAGAUUCGCAACAUGCCGGCCGUUCCUGUUCCUCCUCAGCGGUAA